ACAAGCAAGAAAAACUAUUUUUUUUUUAAAGAUGCAAGAUUUUUUAUAGAUUGUAGUUGCUAACUUAAUAUGUUGUGCUAAUGCUUAUAAAAUAUAACGCUGUAGUUUCUUUUAAUUUAACAGUGUUAUGUUAAUUAACUGUUUAAGUUAACAUUUUUAACGACGAGACCAACUCUGCUAUUGCUUCUGCUUUCGCAAAGCGACUGUCAACAUCGUGCGAGGUGUCACGUCAUGUUAAUUCGUACAAGAUAAAGAUACCACAACCUACAAGUAGUUGUCACCCAUAAGCCAAGAGUUACACUUUCUAGACUAGAUUGUAAAAUACGUAUUUACUAAGUAAAUCUUACUUUCACAUCAUGUCUUCGGUACAUAUUUUCAACGUUGAGAUGACUUGUGAAGGUUGUUCUGGAGCAGUGGAAAGAGUUCUUAAUAGAUUAAAAGGUCAAGGAGUUGAAGAUUUUAACGUAAGUUUACCUGAGCAGAAAGUAACAGUCACUGCAACCUUGUCAUCUGAUCAGCUUCUGGAAGUUAUUAGCAAAACCGGCAAAAAAACAAUGUAUAUUGGAAAACAGUGAUACUGAUUUUUGUUGAGAGAAUAAAAAUCAUUGAUAUACUAUAUUUUAUGUGAAUUUUAUACAAUUGUGAUUUUUGAGUAGAUUAUUACAGUUUACCAUUUGAUGUUGACAUAUUGAGAGUAUAAUUUAUUUUAAUGUAAGUGAAAAUGAAUUGUUCAUAUUUAACUUUGAAAUUAAAACAAGAUUUUUUUCAAAUUAUUAAUUA
Leptidea sinapis is the source of this 780-nucleotide messenger RNA. RefSeq lists its product as uncharacterized. The record is from RefSeq and is a predicted model, not a curated record. NCBI's taxonomy places the organism in Eukaryota, Metazoa, Arthropoda, Insecta, Lepidoptera, Pieridae. The transcript has 3 exons. Gene Ontology annotation, cellular component: cytosol. The coding region runs from base 357 to 575 and encodes 72 amino acids. Gene Ontology annotation, molecular function: metal ion binding; copper chaperone activity. Gene Ontology annotation, biological process: copper ion transport.